Molecule: messenger RNA, 3615 nt
Organism: Paramecium tetraurelia
Lineage: Eukaryota; Ciliophora; Oligohymenophorea; Peniculida; Parameciidae
Exons: 2
Biological process (GO): protein localization to phagophore assembly site; endoplasmic reticulum to Golgi vesicle-mediated transport
Cellular component (GO): TRAPPIII protein complex; cytoplasmic vesicle; phagophore assembly site
Molecular function (GO): protein binding
Source: RefSeq, a predicted model, not a curated record
AUGAAUAUUACAUAACUAGAACUCUUUAAUCAAGCAUGCCAUUAAUAUAAGGGUAUGGUGAUUUCUUCUGAUUUCAUACAGGCAGCUCUUCUUAGUAAAUAUCAAAUAACUCCUGCAGAAUUCUUAAGACCCUUUCUACCAAGAAAAAUACAAAGAUUGAAAUUGGGUUUGAGAGAGAAAGAAAAAGAGCUAAACAUAAAAUUGUUAGACUUGAGAGAAUAUGACUAGAUUGGAAAUGUCAAGUUGGACAAACAUUCACGUCUUUUGUUGGAGGAUGCCCAAGUUGUGGAUCAAGUUUAAAUCUCAAGAAAUUGUAGCAAACAAACAUUAGAUCAAAUAUGCGAAUAAAAUAAGAUGGCUGGGUUCUAGUAAUUGUAAUAAGUAGUGGGGGAUUGUUUAGGAUUCUAAUAUCAUUAUAAUUUCCUAGAUCACCCAAUUGUAUUAUUUUAUGUGGUUAGUGGGUAAGAGAAAAAUUUAAUAUAAGAGAUCAACAAAAUAAGAAGUGAAUCAAAUAGUUUGAUUAAAAUGAUUUUUAAGAAUAACAUAAGUGAUUUUGAUAUGGUGAGUAAAGUAAUCAUAAUAUUGAAUGAUGCCUAAGAGGCAGUGCAAAGUGAAUCUCUGGAUUAGAAUAAAGAUUUAAGUAAACUUCGGUCUUACACUCUCAAAUAUAAUUUGCCUAAUCCUAUUGAGCAGACUCACUGGUCUAGAUUUGCAUAUCAGAGAUAUAAUUAUGAUGGAGAAGUGCCUAAACAUCCAUUAGGAAUUUUGGAUGAAUAAUGGACUAAAAUAUAUAGACAAGUUCUUGAGGAAGUCAUAUUAUAACAAGCAGUGAUUAUGUUGGAGAGACAAAUCAAUAUAUAGACACAACAAUAUUAAGAAAUGAAAUAGAAAACAUUCGAUACAUUUUUGACAAGCAUAUUCACCACAAGAACAGGUUAACCAACUGAAACUGAGUAUAAGAUGAGUCAAAAAGAAUAACUUUUGAGAUUCUUGGGUGACAAUCAUUAUUUAAUGAAUGAUUAUGAAAGUGCUGCCAUCUAUUAUAAAGGACUUAUAAACGAACUUAAAAAUAAUAAGACCAAUACUACUAUUGCUACUUUAAAUGCAACUGAAUAUUAUUUGUAUUCUCGAUUAUUGUCAUAAUAGAAAAUAGAUAAUUUGAAGAACAUUUUCGAUGAAAUCUAGAUGGGCUAUCAUAAGAUUGUUCAUUUCCCAUACAUGUUAAGAAUCAUGUACUUUUAUAUUAUUACAACUCACAUGUUUGGAAAAUACAACAAGGAGUAAAUCUAUUUCCUUUAAAGAUUUCAUCGUUACUUUAAGGAUUUAGGAAGCACUACAAAAAAAGAUUAUUUUGUUGUGUAUCAGAUAUUAGUCUAUGAAUAAAUUGCAUUUAUACAUUUGAGAUUAGAUCCACCUGAAUUCAGAAAAUUUGCUCACAAUUUAACUUUAGUAGCUAAUAAAUAUGAAUCUGAGAAUUUCAAGAAGCAUGCAUUGAGAUGUUUCAAAAUAGUUGAAUAAUUGUAUUAAUAGUCUAAGUGGGUUCCAUUAUUGUUCUGGUUGGAAGGCCAUAUUGGAGCUAAUUGUUUGGAGAAUCAGAGAAUUCAAGAAGCCAUUGAUUCAUUUAAAUUGGCAUUUAAUCAAAUAAAUGAAAGAUAGAGUUAAGAAUAGCAUAAUCAAUUAGUUGUAGACUGGAAAAAAGCAUAUACAUCAAUUGAGCAACUUUAAGAUCACAGAAAAAAAUACUUUACACAGUCCAAUACUGCUCUCAAGAUACCAAUUAUUAAAGGACCUGUAGAUAUGUUAACACAUGGCUAAGAUGUACUUGAUUCAAUAGUUCUUAAAAAUAUCAAAUAGAAAUUUAAGAAUUUAUGGAAUACAGUUUCUAAAAAUGAAUCAUUUUAUGAAGAUGCAUCAAUUAGAAGUUUUGAUUCCCUCUAUUUGGAAGAAAGAAUAGCAUGUUUCAAUAAAACACCUUGUAUUUUAAACAUUGACAAGAUCUCAGACUUAGUUGACAAAAUUAACAAGUUUGGAAGACAAUGUUUUGCUGAAGACACUAUAACAUUAAGAUUUUUCAUAAAUUUACCUCUUAAAGUGCCCAGUUACAUUAAUGGCCUAUAAGUUAUGUAUUAAUUUUAUACACUCAAAGAGAACCUAUUAGAAAUAGAUACUAAUAAUGAAAAAGAAUAUGUACUCACAAAAAUAAAUACUUUAGAAAUAAAGGACAUUCCUUUUUAAGGAGCCAUUCAAGAAUACUUAGAAGUUUCCAUAACUCCCCCUUAAGCAGGAUAUUUGAUAAUAACAGGUUUGCAAUGGAAUUUCAUUAAUAUUCCUGCCUAAUUAUAAAUAAAUUAUGAUGCUAAAGAUUAAUCAAAAAAGAAGAGUGUCAAUUUUUACAAUAAGUUUAGAGUGUUUCCUAAAUUUAUACCAAUUAAUAUUGAGUAUUACACAAAACCAGUAAUAGCCUAUGGUGAAAUACGACCAAUUCUAUUCAAAUUCACAAAUAAGAAUCCUGAAGAAAUUGUUAUUCACAUAACUCCGAUAAUACCAUAUCAUUUUGGUUUUGAAGUGAAAAAGAUUGUUUUAAGUGCCUUUUAAGUUUUGGAAUAUCAGUUUUAUUUGAGAUGCAGUUUUUAAGAGGAAUUUGUUGGUUAAUUAUUAUUUAAGUAUUAAUAAGGAUAAAGUGGUGGAAUUAGAAUUUAGAAAUUGGAAAUUCCAAUGAAAGUGGAGCCUAGUUUCAAGAUAUCACUUUAAACAGAUUUGAUUGUCGACUAUUGGAAAUUCACAUUGUAAGUUCAGGAUUACUUUGGAGGUAAAGGCAAAUUGAGAUUCGAUAGAAUCCUUUGUUUGAAUGAGAAUUGGUAAUACUUUGAUGUUCCAUAUCAAUCAAGUGGAGAUCCCUUUCUUUUGACGACAUUUAAAAUGAAGAAGAUUUAGACAAAAGAUUAUAGAUAUGAAGAAUAUCAAAAUAGACUAAAAGAGAGGUUUUAUAGGGAUGGUGAUAACUUUAAUGAGAUAGUUUUGGGUGAUUAAGACAUCCCAGCAGGCGUUGCAGUGGACUUUGUGAAUUUGGAUAUAUAGCAUUACUUCAAUGUUUUCUAUCAGAAAUUGUCUGAUUAAAGAAGAGAGGAAUUCCCUCUAUUUAUUAUAGCAAGAUGGACAUAUAGAAAUGAAGAUGAAAUAGUGUAUGGAUUGCAUGAAUUACCAGUUUUGCAAUAAAACUAUUUGCAUAGGGAUGUGAAAGAAUUCCCAAUGACUUUUUCGAUCUCAGCUCCGUAUGAAAUAGAGCACCAAAGUAUGAUUACGAUGGUUCCAAUUAAGAUAAGUUUCAAAAACACUAAAUAUUUAGAACCAAUUACUUUUACUGUGACAUUGUUUAAUGGGGAUGAACCUUUGAAGUCUGUCAAUGACAUUUAGUAACCAUUCUUUUUGUGGGAAGGCACCUUGCAACACAAAAUCACAUUGAAGCCAUAAGAGAUGAAAGUUCUGAGUUUAGAAGGUGUGUUUACAGAGAAAGGAGUGUAUGAUUUAAGCAGAUUUAGAUUGACAAUGCACAAUAAAUAGUAAAACGAGUAUUACUCGAUUGAUCAUGAAACAGUUAUAAUAAAAAUUAUAUGA